Octodon degus (degu) is the source of this 421-nucleotide messenger RNA. It is a transcript of the gene Defb115, whose product is annotated as defensin beta 115. Bases 33 to 377 code for a protein of 114 amino acids. NCBI's taxonomy places the organism in Eukaryota, Metazoa, Chordata, Mammalia, Rodentia, Octodontidae. The transcript is spliced from 3 exons. The record is from RefSeq and is a predicted model, not a curated record.
AAAACCCUGGGUACAGACCCAGCUUCCCCAGAAUGUUCAGUAUUCUGCCGGAUCGCUUCUCAACCAUCUCAGGACACGUUCAACUCUGGUUCCUGGUCUUAGCUGUCCUUGUGGUCCUGGCUCAGACAUCCCCAGACUUAUUCAUCAAGAAGUGUAACUAUGGAAGAGGCAGAUGCCAAAAAUCAUGCAAAGACAAUGAGAAAAGGGAAGAAAAUUGUGGGAAAUACAAUGUUUCUGCCUCAGGAAGCUAUCACACUUUGCUGAAGAAAGCAAGACAAGUGCAAAAUGAUCGUAAACCCAGGAGGAUUAUGGACACUUGCAAGUCAAGGAGAGAGGCCUGGGAAGAAACUGACUCAUCUUUUGAUCUUGAACUUUAAAAAGCCUCCAGAAUUAUGAACAAAAUAAAUUUUUGUUUAAGCCA